Molecule: messenger RNA, 2236 nt
Organism: Symsagittifera roscoffensis
Lineage: Eukaryota; Metazoa; Xenacoelomorpha; Acoela; Convolutidae
Exons: 12
Coding region: 452-2236 (594 amino acids)
Biological process (GO): intracellular protein transport
Molecular function (GO): small GTPase binding
Source: RefSeq, a predicted model, not a curated record
CUUUUCCCUGUCAACAUGGUAUUUAAAUUUUAAAUAACCAUUGGGAAAAAUUUGAGUUGGUCGUAUUAGAAUCAGAAAAACACACUUACUCAUUCCAGCAGUUUUUACAACAAGGAAUUAGUGCCACUGCUUCUUAGCAGACGUGUACAUUUCAAUUGGUUGUUGGCUACAGUUGACGUCAAACACCUCUUCAGUGGGCGGCCGGAACCACAUCGAUCUUCAUCAUCCUCUAUCAAAGUGUGAGUGGGCGAAUCGAAAAAUGAACCAAACCGCUGCUGACAACUCGUGAUCUCGCUUUGCCUCUGAAAACUGUCGAAAUAAUUGUCGCGAAACGCAAUAUACAAGUGGAAGUUGCUAAAACGAUAGUUUCUCCGAAUUGCGAAAAUCUGGUGACGCUUGCAAUUUGAAUAUAAUUUUGGAUGUGCCACUUGGAAUGAACUCGAAGUACUAAAUGGAGCUGAUAGACUUUUCUUCGCCCCUGCAGAAACUGCAGAAUUUCAACUCCGAGGUCAAACUAACUUCAGCUGUCAGUCUCCCGCUGAGGUCACUGAGAAAAGCACACUCGCCUUCAUCUGUACCCAGUGAUUGUCAAUCUGAUGCUAAGUCUAAAACUAGUGAACCUUCCCGACUCCUCGCGCGUGGCCGAGACAGAGAACGAGGAGGUGAUCCGUCGGAUAACGAGAAUGAGAACUGCCGACAAUCUAGUGGUGAAGUGGCAUAUGGAGAAGUGAAUUCGGGUACCAACCUAGGGGGGAGGAGGGAGAGUAGUGCGGCUAGUGGGAUCCUGUCCACCUGGGGACUCACCAAUGCUCUUAUGAGUCCAGUGACGUCACAGUCAGAUGACAAAUACGUCUGUCCAAAUGAUCGACAGCUGUCACUCAGAGCCAAGCUUGGAACUGGUUGGUCCAUGAGGACCCACAAAAGAUCCCGAUCGUCCCAGCCAUUUUCAUUCACGCGCAGAUUCAGCUCGCGCUACAACUCAAGACCCGACAAACGACGCUCGUCGACGUUUAAUUCUCCCGAUGCUGCUUCGGCUACCCAUGACGAUCAUUUCGGAUUCGACGGGGGUUUUGGGGAACCGAUUGGUAGACCCCCUUCAUCGUGUGGUGGGGGAGGGGGUGCAUCCUAUGAGAGUAAUAUCAGUGAGGGGGAGAUGGCAGCCAUACAGUCGGUUCUGAAGAGGGCCGACCAGAUCACAACUAUGGAACAACAACGAAUAGGCAAGAUGAUCACACAAUUGCAAUACAUGAAGGACCAAACUGUCAUCUCGCCAUCGCCAACGUACUUCAACAAAAACAGCAAUAAAAACAACAACAAAAGCUUCUCUUUCCAAUUGCCAAUCAAUACUACCAACGAUCAAUUUCGCUCGCCAUCAUCGCCAUCUCUUGUCGGAACUAAAUUGGCGUCCGGUUCCGUGGCCUCAAUCCUCUCGGAUACCGAGUCCCUGCAGGACCUGGUUGAACAUCAACAACAGUCGCCGACAAUAUGCGAAGUGCAGACUAGAAUUACGCCUGCAGCAGUUCCGAAUAGCAACGAAUGUGGUUUUUGUGGGGCCGAAUUGGACAAAAGUGCGGCAGAUCUGAUGUCGCAGAGUUUCAACCAGCUCACUUCGGUGCUGUUCAGCUCGGUCGAUUCGGGUAGAAAUAGCGCGGGCGGUGGUGGGUCUGUGUUCAACCGGGGAUCAGUUUGCUCCGAUUGCCAUAAGAGAGCGUGUUCCCGCUGUAUAGUCAAAGUAGUGAUGCCUAAAGUACCACCCCACACAAAUGAUAACAGUCCAUCAGGGAACAACAAUGCCCUCCUCUCUCCCACUGCGGCCUCAGGGGGCAGCUCUAGUCAUGGGGGAGGGGGUGGUCUGGGGUCAGGUGGGGGCUCGCUGUUGUCGCCCGGCAAUUCACGAAUAUCUCCGGCCUCUAUGAUGUCCAGUGCAUUUUCAUCUAGCACGAUCACGCUGCACGUGUGCAAACUGUGCGCCCAUCAACGAGAGCAACUGGCUAUCCUGGUUUCUGUUGAAGUGAUGGAGAAACUGCUUCUUCACGACACCAGCGACACGAGUGACAUCGAGUACCCCCUCCCCUCCCCCGGCCAGGCGGGAACAGACAGCAGGGGACACCGGAGCAGUGUCACAACCAAGAAGUCGCCCGCGAGGAAGUCUUUGAAUGAGAUCACCAAUCCGGGGAUGAUUGGCCAUCAUCAACUCAUCACUAUCCAGCCAGAUGGAACAAUACUAGGUAAAUGA